AUGUGUUUCUUCGAAUGCUACAAAUACUCUUGUCGCGAUUGGAGAUGGGGCAAUUUCAGGCAACACUGUAACCGAGAGUGGCGGCUAGGAGAGACAUGUGACAUGAAGCUUUUGUAUUGUACCAUCGAUCUGCCUAACAAGUGCACUUUCUGCGAGAAGAUUGAAACAAAGCUUCGUAAAAGAGAAAGAGCUCUAUCUGAUCGGGAGCGUUGGCUUGAAGAACCGCAACGCUUCCACGCCUCUAUACAGAAGGCCACGGAGGAUAUCGAAGUGCUCGAAAGGGAGAUUACAGCUGCACAAGCCGAGAAGGAUCGCAAAUACCAGAAUGUUGGUAAUACGAAGCGCCCCUCGGAU
Molecule: messenger RNA, 354 nt
Organism: Cercospora beticola
Lineage: Eukaryota; Fungi; Ascomycota; Dothideomycetes; Mycosphaerellales; Mycosphaerellaceae
Source: RefSeq, a predicted model, not a curated record